This is a messenger RNA of Pisolithus orientalis, 1497 nucleotides long. Its product is annotated as L-Aspartase-like protein. Bases 19 to 1497 code for a protein of 492 amino acids. Gene Ontology annotation, molecular function: ammonia-lyase activity. The transcript has 7 exons. Lineage: Eukaryota; Fungi; Basidiomycota; Agaricomycetes; Boletales; Pisolithaceae. The record is from RefSeq and is a predicted model, not a curated record.
GAUUGGGUCCGUGGUGUGAUGUUCGUUCGACUUAACUCUCUCAUUCGUGCCCAAUCUGGGACGCGUUGGGUCGUCAUCGAGGGUUUAUACAAAUUACUACUCCACGACAUUGCACCUUGUGUUCCGCUCCGUCAAAGCAUAAGUGCAUCGGGAGAUAUAGGUCCCCUUGCGUACAUAUCCGGCAUCUUGACUGGUCAUCCUGACAAUUAUGCAUGGUAUGGUCAAGGCGCGGAACGCAGGGUGUAUGAUUCCCCCACUAUUCUGCAGAAGAUUGGGUUGCAACCGAUAGAGUUCAUUGCUAAAGAAGGCCUUUCAUUAAUAAACGGCACGGGUGCUUCCAGUGCUGUUGCAUGCUUGGGGAUGCAUGACUGCCACAUCAUUGGCGUCGCCUCCCAGGUUUUGUCCGCUUUCGCGGUCGAGGUGGUGAAAGGGUUCCAGGAACCAUUUAAUCCAUACCUGCACGAAGCUGCCCGCCUGCACCCAGGCCAAAUCGAAGCUGCAGCCAAUAUUCGUCGUGUUCUCCUGUCUUCCAAGCUCGCACGACCUCAUCAUGUCGAGUCUGACCCCGAGGCAGCGCCACGACAGGACAGAUAUUGUUUACGUUCCUCUCCACAGUGGCUCGGACCCCAGCUUGAGGACCUGCUCGUCGCACAGAAGAUAUUGGAUGUAGAGCUGAAUUCGACAACAGACAACCCCAUUGUCGAUGUGCAGAAAGAGUAUUUGCAUCAUGGUGCGAACUUUAUGGCUAUGGCCUUGUCGUUUGCUCAGCUCACUGAAUUGCUGAACCACUCCACGAACUCUGGAUUGCCUCCUAAUCUCGCAGUUGGAGAGCCUAGCGUCGACUAUAGUCUAAAGGGCGCGGAUGUUGCUGCCGCCGCCUACCUCUCCGUACUGUCUGUUAACUCGCUUGCUCUGAUAAGCGGGCGUUAUACCCUCGAGGCAGUCAAGCUUUGUUUCAUGCAAGCUCUUUCCAUACUUCGCACCGAGACUGCCGUGCACCUCCCUGGUGUCCGGUUUGACGACGACUUCUUCACACGCCUCAACAAUCGUCUGAUUGUGCUCUUGAACGGGUCUACUGAUCAGGAUUCCGCGACUCAUUUCGAACGUGUAAUGAAUGACCUUGCGUCUACUCUCAUAUCCCUCCUCAAUAAUGAGGUCACCACAAUGGGUGUACCUCUCAAAGCCGUCAACCAGUGGCGCGUAUCACUCACCGCACAUGCCCGUCAGAUUUUUGUGGCAACCAGGGCGGCUUAUGCAGAGUCCCCUGAUGCCGGAGCAAAGUUGCUCGGCAGAACAGGCAUGCUUUAUACGCAUGUUCGGGGGGUGUUAGGGGUGAAGCUGCGUUGGGGGGACCCGGCCAUGGACAAGACAACGAUCGGGUCGGAAAUCGCGAAAAUUUUCCGAUCGUGGAAGUCGCCUGAGAUGGCGGAGCUGAUGAUCAGGAUUUUGGUGGGUUCAGAUGGGGAUUCGGGUGGUAUUACUCGCUCGAAACUUUGA